AGGAGAUGAAGGCAUAGUCAAAGACGUAUCUCUGCAUCCUUCUUCUUCCAUUAUCAACUCACUUCCCGGCUCCAAGAAAUCCCCUUACUCGUCUCAUGUUUUUCCCAGCAUGUCGAUCUUCCUUCAAUCCAAACAUGGAGCAAAUUCAGCUCUCCUUGGGGUAAUCUUAUAUUUUCUUCUUAGCUUAUCAUCGCUUGCCCUUUCUGCAGAGUCCCGUUGCAGUGAUGGCUGCGACUUAGCUCUAGCCUCGUACUACGUUCCUCGGGGUUCCACUCUCACCUCCAUUUCCAACCUUUUCGACUCAAAUGAAUCAGAUAUCAUGGCCUACAGCCCAAGAGCAAAUAUUCCAAACAAGGACAACGUUCUUGCAGAGACUAGGAUCAACGUUCCCUUCCCAUGCGAUUGUAUGGAAAACGGCGAGUUUCUUGGUCGUGUUUUCUCGUACCCCGUUAAAUCCGGAGACACGUAUGAUAUCGUUGCGAAGACGUACUACUCCAAUUUAACCACUGUUGACUGGUUGAAGAGGUUUAACAGUUACCCGGAUACUCAAAUUCCGGAUACAGGGGCGACGUUGAACGUGACGGUGAAUUGCUCUUGUGGGAAUAAGGAUGUGUCCAAGGAAUACUCCUUGUUUAUUACCUAUCCCCUGAGGCCUGGGGAGAGCUUGGCGUCGGUGGCAAAUGCGGCUAACGUCAGUCAAGAUUUAGUGGCAAGGUACAAUCCAGGAGUGAAUUUUAAUGCGGGGAGUGGGCUUGUUUAUAUUCCUGGAAGAGAUAAAAAUGGAGUUUUCCCCCCUAUACUGAAAAGCAAAGGUGGCUUCUCAUUGUCCAGCUACAUAUUUGGCUUCUUCAUUGUCAAUUCAUGGACUUAAUUCAAAAAAGUUCCAGAAGACUUUUUACUAUAGCUUAACUUACACAGUUCCUGUAUAUAAUCAGGACUACCGGCUGCAGCUAAAGCUGGAAUAUCCAUAGCCGCAAUCGCAGCAGUAUUUUUAUUGGCAGGUUAUGCUUAUGUAGUGUAUUUGAGAAAAAAAGGAGAGAAAGUUUCAUUGCUGUCAAUGUCUGAAAGUCAAUCACAUUUAACAGGGCUUAAAGAUGGAGAUCCCGCUCGUGCUACUGGUGGAGCUUCUCCAGUCCUUUCAGGCAUAACUGUUGAGAAAUCUGUUGAGUUCUCAUAUGAAGAGCUUUCUAAUGCAACUAAUGACUUCAGUCUUGCAAAUAAGAUUGGCGAAGGUGGCUUUGGUGCUGUCUACUAUGCUGAGCUUAGAGGCGAGAAAACAGCUAUUAAGAAAAUGGAUAUGCGAGCAUCAAAAGAAUUUCUUGCUGAACUGAAGGUUUUGACACAUGUCCAUCACCUGAAUCUGGUUCGCUUAAUAGGGUACUGUGUGGAAGGUUCACUCUUCCUUGUAUAUGAGUAUAUUGAGAACGGCAACUUAAGUGAACAUCUGCGCCGUACAGGUAGGGACCCACUACCAUGGUCAACUAGGGUGCAAAUUGCCCUGGAUUCAGCCAGGGGUCUUGAGUAUAUACAUGAGCAUACAGUUCCAGUAUACAUCCAUCGUGAUGUUAAAUCAGCAAAUAUCUUAAUAGACACAAACUUCCAUGCAAAGGUUGCUGAUUUUGGUUUAACAAAACUGACUGAAGUUGGAGGUUCAUCUUUGUCAACACGUCUAGUUGGUACAUUUGGAUACAUGCCCCCUGAAGCUCAGUAUGGAAAUGUCACCCCUAAAGUUGAUGUCUAUGCAUUUGGAGUUGUUCUUUUUGAGUUGAUUUCUGCCAAGGAUGCUAUAGUUAAGGCACAUGGUUCUGUAGGUGACUCAAAGGGCUUAGUUUCUUUGUUUGAAGAAGUUCUUAGUCGACCAGAGCCAGAUGAAGCCUUCAGCAAACUGGUUGACCCUAGACUUGGGGAGACCUACCCUAUGGAAUCUGCCCGCAAGCUGGCACAGCUUGCCAAAGCUUGCACUCAAGAAGAUCCUCAAAUGAGGCCUAGUAUGAGAUCUGUUGUUGUUGCUCUAAUGACACUCUCGUCCACCACGGAUGAAUGGGAUGUUGGCGCCUUUUAUGGUAACCAAGGAAUGAUAAAUCUAAUGUCUGGAAGGUAGUGAUAUGGUUAUAUCAGCAUUUCGGUCUGUUUAGAAAUUUCUUACACUUGUAUCAUUGCAUUAUUUAUUUAUUACCACAUUCUUAUUUGUACAUAAUACUCUAAUAGUUUUCUGGGUGAAACAACUGUAAGAGUGUGAACAAUGCAAUUGUGGCGUAAUAUUCACUCAAUUUUUAAAAUAGAAGUCAUUUUCUUCCAUGCAAUUGUGGUUGUUGUGAUGUUGAAAAAGACAAAGUUAU
Molecule: messenger RNA, 2339 nt
Organism: Cuscuta europaea
Lineage: Eukaryota; Viridiplantae; Streptophyta; Magnoliopsida; Solanales; Convolvulaceae
Source: the annotation of a GenBank genome assembly